AUGAAGAUGGUUGAAGACCACGCAGACAGAAUGACUACGCUUUUAAAACGUAAAGCUCAGAUUAUAAAGGAGAUGACUGAGAUCGCUGCACAAUGUGAUGUCGAAGCAUCUUUUUUGGUUUCCUCUGAAGAUGGAAAGCCUCAUUCGUUCGCACAUCCGUCCAUGGAAGAUGCUGUUGGUCGAGUAAAGAACCCUUUGAGACAUGAACCGUCCGGGGAAAACGAUACCUAUAUUGAGCAACUAGUGGAAGCUCACAAGAGGGAAAACAACGAGAUGCUCAAGAAAUACUAUGCUGCUCUCGCUGAAGAGUUAGAGAUAGUAGAGGAGAAUGAAAAAAAAUUGAAGGGAUUAUUAGAAAGUGGAAAUGAUGAAGGCCUGAGCGUGGAGGAGUUGAAGCGGAAGCACCAAGCUUUUGUGGAAUUAGGUACGGCUUCACAACAGUUUGGACAAAAAAAGUGA
This is a messenger RNA of Eruca vesicaria subsp. sativa (arugula), 459 nucleotides long. Lineage: Eukaryota; Viridiplantae; Streptophyta; Magnoliopsida; Brassicales; Brassicaceae. The record is from the annotation of a GenBank genome assembly.